Messenger RNA from Stylophora pistillata, 3034 nucleotides. Its product is annotated as prostaglandin E2 receptor EP4 subtype. Gene Ontology annotation, cellular component: plasma membrane. Lineage: Eukaryota; Metazoa; Cnidaria; Anthozoa; Scleractinia; Pocilloporidae. Gene Ontology annotation, molecular function: G protein-coupled receptor activity. The record is from RefSeq and is a predicted model, not a curated record. Gene Ontology annotation, biological process: inflammatory response; adenylate cyclase-activating G protein-coupled receptor signaling pathway; positive regulation of cytosolic calcium ion concentration.
ACAAAAACAACACCCUUUGAACAAGACGACUUUACAAUGCAGAGGAAUUACUGCUUGGUUGGUGAUAAUUUUUCUGUCCGAGCUCUGUGAAAGCUGAAACAAAUUUACGCCCAUAGUGAAGAAAACUAUCCCAAAACAGUAUUUUACAAGAGAUUUUUCUAGCCGACUUCUCUGGAACUGCAUUGGGUUUUUAUUACGAUGCCUCACUAUGCCAUCAUCAAUUAAUUUCCAUUCAACAUCUUUGGAAGAACAAUUUUUAAUUUAAUAGUUUCGGAUUCCAUUCACACGCGGUUGUCAGGGCCACCGGAGAAGAAGUUACAAAUAUCCGUCGACAAGGUGUGGGAGCCUAACAUCGUUUUCAACGCUCUAAGCAGGGAAUUAGUUCGCUCAUAGGACUGAACGUUUAAUGGAAAGUUCCUCGCAAACUUGCCAUGAAUAGUCACGGAUUUGGAUUGGAAGAUUUCAGCGAUGAACAAUUUUUUAUCGGCGGGGUAACACUUCUGUUUACAGGACUGAUUGGCUUUUUUGGUAAUCUGCUUGUUUUGAUUGUCACAUACAGAAUUCUUCGGCACAAAAGAAACAUUCCUAAUGUACUAAUAUUAUUCUUAGCCUGGACAGACCUGUUAGUGUUUCCUUUAGCGUAUCCGCAAUCGUUGAUAAAAUAUUUUUUCGGGGUUUACAUUGGAAACUACAUGGGUUGCGAUUUUCAAGCAACAGCUAUCACGUUUCUCUUCAUGUCUUCUAUUAUUCUUGUUGUUCUAAUGAGCAUCGAUCGCCUCCUAGCAUUAAGUGAACCAUUUUAUUACGACAGGCAUAUGAUUUACGACAAGGAGAAAGUUAAAGUGGCAUCUAUCGGCAUCGGUUGCUCAGUUCUUACUUUGAGUUUACUCCCAGCCUUUGGAGUCAGCAGAAAUGUUCUUCAUUUUCCUGGGACGUUCUGUUUAUUCGAAUGGGACUCGGAUUCAUUUGAUGGCCGAGCGCUGGUUUAUAUUUUCAUUUCAUCGUUAGCCUUUGCUAUGUUGUUGGUCAUUUCAUGUAAUUUAAUUACAGUUCUAAUGGCUUUAAGACUCUCGCUUCGUAAACAGGAUAGCAUAAGUAAGCCUCGUUCUGAUGAAGAGGCGGCGAACUCUAGGCCUUUAGAACAUCACUGCAACCCUGGAAAAAUGGAAAUUCAGUUCGCUAAACUAAGUGGUGCUGUUACCUUUACAUUUAUUAGUUGCUGGAGUUUGUUUCUGUUGCGGGUGACGCUUAUCCAAAAUGGCUGGCCAUUUGAGGAACUGAUCGACUUCCUUGCAGUACGUCUGGCUUCCCUUCACACAGUAGUUAAUCCUUGGCUAUAUCCUUUAACAAGGAGGAAAUACCGCGAUGCAUUCUGGUACCUACUGACGUUGUUUGUGUAUUAUGCCACCUGUACACUACUGGUAACCAGGCCUGGUACCACUCUAGAUGAAAUAGUUGGCAUCCAGUCUGAAGCGAGUCAGGUUCGUGAACUCUACCGAGAGGAACGACGACGAUCAAGUGCUCAGCGGCUGGUCAAAUAAAACCAGCGUCUCUGAAGUAGCAUGUCAAGCUCGUGUCAGUGUCUGCUCAGCGGGGAAAUCAGGACCAGUUUAUGCUGAACAGGAAGCACGCUGUGUUAUGACUUAACCCACAGAGGAGCGACGACGAUCGAGUGCUCAGCGGCUUAUCAAAUAAAACCAGCAUAUCAAGUAGCAUGUCAAGCUCGUGCCAGUGUCUGCUCAGCGCUGAAAUCUGGACCAGUUUACGCUAACAGGAAGCACGCUGUGUUACGACUUAACCCAGAGGAGCGACGACGAUCAAGUGCUCAGCUCAGCAUCUGGUCAAACAAAACUGUCAGUCAAGAAGCAUCUCUAACUCUCCAGGCUCCUCUGGCGUCAAUCCUGGAAUCCUUGUAUUCUCCAUCCCAUGUGGUUAAAAUCCAAAAUAAAAUCUGAGAUGAGUCUACAACACCUUUUCACAGGGGCUGAUCUUCACCCAAAUCACGAGAAAAAAAAUUCAUGUGGCAUGCACAUUUGAUGUUUUCGGAAUAAAAACAGCGAUAAAGAAAGUUCUAAAGAGGAAGCUUACUCUGGUGUAUAGUUCCCAUGAUGCAUCUGAAUUCGAAUUGAUUUCUGGUUUUUGAAACCAAAAAUCAAAGGAAAUAACUGUCACUGAAAAUGUACAAUAGUUACUGACCGUGCUUCGUAUCUCUCAAGACAACAAAAAGAGAAACAAAAAAGAACAACAAUAAAAAAGCAAGGAAAACUACAGGCGCUAUUUUCCUGAGAAUGCAAUCACUGAAUCAUGACAACUUUAAAAAAAGUUGUAAAAAGGAUCCUACAUCAGUUUCAGUUCUAGAGUGGGAUCUGGGUACGAGAUUAGUGCGCAGCUCAGUACAUGUGGAAAACUAAUGGUUGUUUAAGAAAUAAUUCAAGUUAGUGAAAUGAACGAAGUCUUUCUGUUUACGAAAAAAAAUUAGUGCUUCAGGGUUUUAGCGGCUUUUCCAAACCAGAACUUCUGAAAGUUUUCAUAGGAGGGGGUGAGGGUAAAGGUUUCAGUGUACAGUGUCGGGAACAUGCACCGUUCUUUGUUGACAACGUGAUUAAUACAGGCCCCGUUUAUUCUUCUCUCUUAUCCACAUCACUGCUUCCUUUAAUUACCUAUUGCUACAAGGAAGGGAAUCAAGCAAUUGAAAAUUGAUUGUUGAAAGUAAUUCGGAGUCGUUAAGAUGAUAUACUUUUGUUGACGUUUUAUUGAGGGAUAUGCAAAUCUGAGUCCCUACCAUAACUCGUUUCUUUGUUUCGCGUAUCUACCAGUUAAAAAUUAGAGGGCUCUCCGUGCAUGGUGCAUGGAAGAUGAUAAGGGUAACAAUUACGUUUGGUUCUGAUUUCGACGUCUACACUACACGGAGAGCUGACAGCCGACAGCAAACCUUUAAACUUUCCAUCAUGUUCAUAAUUUUGUUUUAAUGUGCAUAUGAAAUGAGAUUUCAGAUGGUACACGAAGCGAGUUGUGCAAAAUUUAUUUUUCAAGA